AUGCAUACGCACAGUCAAGGCAAGGCGAAAAGUCUAUCAGAUGUGGGAGACGGAUCGUAUCGUGAAGGUUUCAUGAUCCGUGAAAUUCCGCCUUUCGAGGAAGACCACAGGUCCGUGGUGGAGGAAAAAACUGCAGAAACAAAUCGUUUACAAACGCCGAUCGAGACACUUUUGAAUACAAGUUCCGCCCACGAAACCUACGAAACUAGCGAUAAGAAAGGUUCACAACCACAACAGCCACACCUAACAACCAUCAAUUGUCAAAAUCAACCGACAGAUGUGACUGCUCAAAAACGGAUUGUUCCAAAAAAAACUCCUGAACCGCAGUAUCAUCACAAAUAA
Messenger RNA from Opisthorchis viverrini, 342 nucleotides. RefSeq lists its product as hypothetical. The record is from RefSeq and is a predicted model, not a curated record. Bases 1 to 342 code for a protein of 113 amino acids. The transcript has 2 exons. NCBI's taxonomy places the organism in Eukaryota, Metazoa, Platyhelminthes, Trematoda, Opisthorchiida, Opisthorchiidae.